UACACGUUUCCCAUUUAGCUAAAAAAUGGAAUAGGAAAACCAUCAACUUUAUGUAAGUAUCUCAGAAGAGAAUCGCAAUCCGUGCAUUUCUUGGAUUUUGGAUUUGUAUGAUAAGAAGCAAAAGCUUCAUAGAGAUUUUGGAAUCAUGGCGAAGAAAUCCGAUUUCACACAGAAAUUGUUGGAUGAUCUCCGCCUGAGGAAGGAGCUCUUGGCCAUGGCUCAGAGUGCGCCGGACAACUCGAAACAGGUCACUCCACUAGACCAGUAUGAGUAUUUCAAAAGAUUAUCUCAUGGAUCCAAAGAAGGAAAAUUGUAUAAAACUAAUCCCCCAAAGCCAAGGCCCAACAGUGCAAUUCACAGGUUGCUUGAUCUCCCAUCCAAAGCCUCUGAAGAAAUUGUAUUAUAUGAGAACCCGAACAACUUCAAAUCCAUCUCCAACCUCUCAAUGGCUCUAGCAUUUGCAGCAGCCACUGGCAAAGAAUUAAACCAUGUUCUACCUGCUAAAUUGAUGGAUAAUAAGAAGGCUAUAACCCAUCAUUCGAGGGGGAGAUCUCUUGAUUUAGGAAAGAAAAACAGUGACCAAAACUCCCAUUACUAUGGCCCAUCUUUCUUGCAGAUUAAUGAGAUCGCUAAAGGUGCACAAAAACUUAACCAAAUUCUUAAAGCCUGCAAUAAUAAUGGAUUUGAAUUAGAUGGGAUCUCUAUAAAUGUUGGAAGGGACCUAUUGAGAGGGGCUAUGGAUUUGGAAGCAUCAUUGAGAAUGCUUGUGAAGCUACAAGAGGCCUCGAAACAAGUGGCUCACACACACAGAAAUGAUAUUCGACUCAUUGAGGAGGAAGACAGGGAAACGAAAGUGGUUUCCAAGCAGAGGAAGGGCAGUGGAUUCAAAGAGAAUAAGGAGAGAGAAACAAAAACAAAAGCCAUUGAAGCAUACUCCCGAAAAUCACAACAUGAGGGUCCUAGAUUUUCCUUUGAUGGUUCCUCAGGAAACCCUCCUUCAGAUCUCCGGGAGAUUAUUGCAAGCAAUCUCACUAAACAAAAGCUCCUCACCCUACCCUCCACAAGUUCAAGGGUAUUGGUUUCUGAUCAUAAAGCCCAAACUCCUUCCUCUUCUCACAAACCAUCACACCGCCGGUCCAUGAGUUCUACUCUAGAUUCAAAGGCAGUGCGUGAGCUUUCAAGUGAGAGAAGCAAUGCCUCUAGUUUCAAGGAGCUCUUGGUUUCAAAAGACGCCAACAUUUCAGAGGGUUGUGGCAAUUAUUUUACUCCCAAUGGAAAUAAAACCAAGGAUGAUAAACAGAGAACUCCUGAAAAUAAGACAGCAAGGAUUCCUAAUGUAAUUGCAAAACUAAUGGGUCUUGAAGAAGUUCCUCUGCAAAUGGAGGCAAACAAAAGUGGGGGGCUGCGAGCUCAAGAGCCCAGGCAUGAGUCUGGCGGUAGAGAGAGAAACUCAAACCAAAAGCGACAAGGAAAUACAAAAGACAUCGAUAUCAAACCCAUUUUAGAUACGAAUUUGCAGAAGAAUGUAGUACCACAACUGAAGAACAGUUGGGGGCAAAGGGGUCCAGACCCAAAGCAUGAAACUGAUGAUAGAGGAAGAAAGUUUAACCAGAAGCAACAAGAAGUUUCAAGCAACAAGGAUGACAAAACCAAUUUAGCAUUUAAUUCAUUCAAGAACAUGGCAUCACAGAUGAAGAACAGUGGUGGACAGAAAGGUCCAGAUCCCAGGCAUGAAGCAGAAGAUAGAGAGAAAAAUAUGAACCAGAAGCAACAGGAAAACACAGGAAACAAAACCAUUCUAGAGAUAGAUUUGCAGAAGAAUGUGGUACCUGAGCUAAAGAACAAUGGGGUACAGAGAAACAGAGACCCAAAACAAGAAACACAGGAUAGAGAGAGAAUUUCAAACCAUAGGCAACAAGAAAAUGGCAGAAAUAGAGAUAACAAACCCAUUUUAGAGAUUGAUUUGCAGAAGUAUGAGAUGAAUGAGCUGAAAAAGAGGGAGCAGCAAAAAGAUCCACACCCCAAGCAAGAAACUGGGAAUGGAGAGAGAACUUCGAACCAGAGGGAAAAAGAAAAUGCCAGAAAUAAGGACAGCAAGCCAGUUUUAUGCACUGACUUGCAGAAGAAUGUGGAAUCCAUGAAGAAGAUUGCAGUGUCCCAAGAUACAAGGUCAGGAACUGUAUCAACAGACAAGAACUCCCAUGAAAGAGAAGUCGUGAAAAAUGACGGAUUAACUCUGGACAAGGAUUUUCAAAACAUACACAAGGCCAACUUAUUGAUACAAAGGGAUCCUGAGAAAAUGGUCCUCAAAAAUGAGCCAAAGAAGAAAGAUCUAAACACAUAUCGAGUCACAGAAGAGAGAAAGUCAGAGGAAAAAGAAAACAAACCUGACCAGAAUGAAAAGAAAGUUUUAAAGGAAAGUAUGUUGAUGCCAAGGAGCUUAUCAGAACCAGCCACAAACUCUGAGACACAAAAUACUAGGCUGGCUAACCAAAAUUCAGAGGCCCAUAAAAGUUCAAAGGGAGCUCAUAAAAUGCAGAUUAGAGGACCUCAGAAGAGUAAUGAUCAUGUCGAACACAAGAACUCCAUAGCUGCCUUGCUCAGAAGCGACACUGAGAAAACUACAUGGCCUGUUCAGCCAACAGUCGUCACUGAGCAAGUUCUUAUGCCAUCUGCACAAGUCAAGGGAGGAACCCAAGAAGUAAAACUAAAGAAGGGAGUGGAGUCCAAGAAACAAGAGGAAUCAAGGCCUCAGAAAGCCACACUUCGAUCCAUAGAAGCAAGGCCACUAAAGCCAGAGAACCUGUCACAGGAACUGAAAAAGAAAAGGAAUGAGAGAAUUAGGAAGUCAAGAAACGAGUUAGUGACUAGUAAACCAAUGGAACUGGAAGAACAAUUACCAGGAAAAGAUAAUAAUAAAUUCAAUUCAGCUCCCCUUGUUGAAGAUGAACACAAGAGCCCACAAGAACCAGUUCGGCCCACAACUGUAACACUAGAGGAUCAUGGCAUGGACAUAGAAAACAAGUCCUAUAUACAACCGCCAUUGCUGGCAAUGAAGGAAAGCAGCUUUGGAGAUACCUUCAACACCGGAGAAAUUCAAUUCAGAGGUCCCUUACAUGGAGAACAAAGCUACUCUAACAUUAUUUCACAACCAGACCAGCAUCAAAUAAAUCCCACAUCCAGAAGCGACAGCAGGAAAAUGAAAGUAACUUCAACACUCACAGACCAGGAGAACCACUUGAAGCUCUUGCUGAUCAACAGUCCAAAAUUUCUCAAUGCAGCAGUUGCACUGUUUAACCUCCUGAUUCCUGUUGGUUUUCUUCAUGCAACCUCUCUCAAAUCCGCAGAUGAAGAGAACAAGUUGAUGGCAGAUUGUGCAUGUGAAAUAAUGAGAAGGAAGAGCAGAAUAAAAGAACUCGAGAUAUACCCUUCUUGUAAAACUAAAGCUGUUCUAGUAAAGGUGACAUGCUUGGAUGAAUUGGUCAAGGAAUUGUACAAAGACCUUGAGCAUCUGAAAUUCCACGGUGAUGAUGGUGCUGAUAAUUACAACACCGCUGAUUAUUUGCAUAAAAUGGUACAGAGAGAUGUUAAAAACAAGCAUCCUGAUGUCAAUAGCAUGUGGGGACUGGGGUGGGAGGAUACUUUGUUUGCAGAACAGGAAAAGGAUGAACUUUUGAGGGAAGUACAGAAGCAUAUACUAGAUGGCCUCGUACAAGAGAUCCUUGGAGACAUAAUUAUCCAAUAACCAAAGUGGUAACACAAUACCUUCUAUAAGAAUCCAAGUCGAAGUGGUUUUGUAGAGUGUUAGCACGAAGAAUUACUACUGCAGUAUGAUGACUACAAUAGCUACUUUAUAUACGGACAAAGAAGAAAGAGAGGAUUAUGUAUGCGAAUAAUGGGAUCAAGAAACUGUACAUACAUAGAAAUUAUGUAUUUAUCCUUUCUUGUUUCCAAAAUAGUUUCUUUAUAAGUGCUGUUUUGGUAUUGGCAUCCAGAACUUUUCCUAUCAGAAUAUAUAUAUCUUUUUAUUUGUAAAUCUCAACAUAU
Molecule: messenger RNA, 4047 nt
Organism: Amborella trichopoda
Lineage: Eukaryota; Viridiplantae; Streptophyta; Magnoliopsida; Amborellales; Amborellaceae
Source: RefSeq, a predicted model, not a curated record